AUCGACGUGUGGCGGGCUACGAGUGCCAAAUAACUGGAAGGCGCACACACGGUGCCAUUUCGAAACUCGACAUUUACCCGCGAUCUAGCAGGAUGCGGCAGUCGUUGUACGUUUAACGCGGUAAGCGCGCGCGCCGGUCGUAUAUGUAAUACUUAUCCACGUCUUUGAUUUUGACGCAUUAAACUGGCGCGAUUUCGGUUACCCUUCGACGUUUUAAGAAGUGUUCGUUAUUCAAUUAGAAGGAUGACGACGGAAAUUGAUAAGGACGAGCUGAAAAAACGUUUGACGCCGUUACAGUGGCACGUGACACAAGAAAAAGGAACUGAGAGGCCAUUCACUGGUUGCUACAAUAAAUUUUAUCAAAACGGUACAUACACGUGUAUCGUUUGUGAUCAGGAAUUAUUCUCGUCUGAUACAAAAUAUGACAGUGGAUGCGGUUGGCCUGCAUUUAAUGAAGUUUUAGAUCAAGGACGGAUUAAGUUAACCAAAGAUACGUCUCAUGUUGGUGGCAAUCUACUACUGCUGAUCGCAAACCCAGAUAUGGUGCGGACUGAAGUGACCUGCUCAAAGUGCGGUGCACACCUGGGACAUGUAUUCAACGAUGGUCCAAAACCUACUAGGAAGCGCUUUUGCAUCAACUCUGCUUCGAUACAUUUUCAUGCAGCAGGCGAAGAAAAGAAGUAAAUUUCCUUAAACAAGAAUUUUUCUUUUAACAUUAAAUUUUCUCAAAGACAUUUACGAUUCUUCUGAUUGCUUUAACUUUUGAACAUAGUAGAUUUCGUUAAGAAUCUUUUUACAUCAAUUCUGCUUUCUUGUUUAAAAACAAGAUUUUUAAUUGUAACGUAGAAUAUAUAAUACGUUAAUAAUAUUUGUAAAUUAGCAUAUUAAUAUUAUUAAUAAGUAUGGUCAAUUAAACUUUCACAAUCAUCCAUUACAAUAUACAAUUAUAAAGCGUGCUUCCAUGCUGAUAUUGUAUUAAACUAAGCAAAAAUUUGUUUACUUAAUAUAAGAUAUAACAUCCCCAUACAUAUUAUACAACUGCUCUUGAUGUAACAAUUUCUAACUCAACUAACAUGAUAUUAUAUGUUUCUUUAUAAUCAGAUCUGAAUUGUGUAACACAUUAUUUAUGUAUAUAAUUAUGAUAUAAUCAAUACAAAAAGGUGAUAAAAAUAUUA
Messenger RNA from Vespa mandarinia (Asian giant hornet), 1175 nucleotides. RefSeq names its product methionine sulfoxide reductase SelR (gene SelR). Gene Ontology annotation, cellular component: cytoplasm. Gene Ontology annotation, molecular function: peptide-methionine (R)-S-oxide reductase activity. Lineage: Eukaryota; Metazoa; Arthropoda; Insecta; Hymenoptera; Vespidae. Gene Ontology annotation, biological process: response to oxidative stress; protein repair. The record is from RefSeq and is a predicted model, not a curated record.